This is a messenger RNA of Hemibagrus wyckioides, 2369 nucleotides long. It is a transcript of the gene cradd, whose product is annotated as CASP2 and RIPK1 domain containing adaptor with death domain. The transcript is spliced from 2 exons. Gene Ontology annotation, biological process: regulation of apoptotic process; signal transduction. Gene Ontology annotation, molecular function: protease binding; death domain binding. Gene Ontology annotation, cellular component: CBM complex. Bases 1 to 630 code for a protein of 209 amino acids. Lineage: Eukaryota; Metazoa; Chordata; Actinopteri; Siluriformes; Bagridae. The record is from RefSeq and is a predicted model, not a curated record.
AUGGAACCAAAGCACCGAAAUCUUCUCCGAGCGCAGAGGCUGCAUCUCUGUGAUCAGCUCGUUGUGGAUGAUACGAUAGUUCAGUACUUAUAUCAAGAGGACAUUUUAACCGACAGUCAAGUGGAGGAAAUUCUGUCACAGAGGUCUAACAAAGACAAGACGUUAAAGCUGCUUAGUAUUCUUCCAGACCGCGGCCCCAAUGCUUUUAAUGUAUUUGUACAGUCCCUCGAAGAUGGCUUUCUCUGGAUUAAAGAGGAACUGCUUCGUUUAACUGAUUACAAUAAUGAUGAUGAUGGAAGACGGACAGAGCAGUCCGAAAUCACCGCUCAGUGGGCUGUUCCUAAACAUAUCCUCCAAAUGGUUCCCUCUGAUCAACAGUUGAAUCAGCUGGCAGCUCGGCUCGGCUCGGAGUGGGAGAUGGUGCUGCUAGAUUUAGGCUUGUCUUCAGUAGAGAUCUCCCACUGCCGUGCAGAUCAUCCAAACAACAAUCACUGUCAGGUGUUGGCAGCCCUGGUGACGUGGAAGCAGACUCAGGGUCGGAGAGCCACAGUGCAGCGUCUACUCCAGAGCCUACAGAAUUCAGAAAUUCAUCUUUCUUCCCUCAUCCAAGUGUUUGCCAAAAGCUACUAGGAGAAUGUGGAAACUAGAACUGCCACAAAAAAACACAUACACACACUAAUGCUGUACAUCAGGGGUCCCCAACCACCAGGCCGGGGGCCGGUACUGGGCUGUCGAUCAUUUGGUACCGGGCCGCAAAGAAACAGUAAACUUAAAAUGAUAUAUUUAUAUAACUCACUCCCGCUGUUGACACAGUCGUGGGUUUUCCAUACAUCAGUAAUGCCUAGUUCAUACUGCACAAUUUUAGCCCUGAUUUUUGUGAAAUUGCCGACAAAUGACCGAAAUCGUAGGCAAAUUGGAGCUUAUGCACAUGAGUGACAAUCGCGCAGCGUGAAUUAUAGAGCACAAUUUCAGCAAGCGUGGCUUUGGUUAGAGCACAAUAUUAUAGUUUAAUAGAGUUUAUAGGUUUUUUUUUUUUUUUUUUAAAUGUCUUAAAUAUAGUUAUAUCAGAAUAAAUGAGCUUUACAAUUACAUCAAACAGAAAUAAAGCAGAAAAGCAGCACAUUGCAUAAUUAUUCAUUAAUCAAUUAUGCAGAACGCACAAUCCUUGUUCCCUGCACAGACCAUUUGGAUUGCAAACUUUUGGCGGGGUACCAUUUCCAGUCUCACACGAGAACUCUGAUCUCAUGUGUGAUCUUGCGUUUUCAUUUCUCUCAGAUGUUUGGUUGUGAAACGCAGUUUGCGGACCAGACAGAGUUGUCGGUGAUUCUUCCUAUUAUGAAGUCAUGCAGUGUGUGACCUCCUGUCACCAGUCCAUAGUGCAAUGUGAACACACCAGCAACUGAAUGCUACCCCAGAUAGUUGUGCAGUGUGAAAACAACGGUGAUCCGAACACUUUGUGCAGUGAGACUCGGCAUAAUUCCCGCAAGCUAACCCAUGCUAAAAUAGGAGAAAUUCUCUGGCCUAUGGUACAAAAAAGGUUGGGGAACCCUGCUGUACAUUUCAUACAGAUCAGUCUUGAAGAAAGCAAAAUCUUGCUAUUUUGAUAAUCGUGAAUUAAAUCAUACUGUCCAUGUUUUGUAGGAUCAUAAAACUCCAGACAUUUUGGAUGUCUUUAUAUGAUUAUUAUUUGCUGGCAGCAGUUCCCCAUUUCACUGUAGUAUAACCAUAACUCUAAAAAACUGCUAAUGGUCAUCUAAUACUCAAUGCAAUGAGGCCUUUGGUCUAACUUGAACAUGAGAGAAUUACAGAAAAAAGUAAACACAAGGUGUUCAAUAUGGAUAUAUGUUGAAAAGGAGAUGAUAAGAGCAUAACUGACUUAUAAUAACAGAAAAAAACAUCCAUCUGGUGGAGAGGACAUCUGCCCUUAGAGGAAAACAUGCUUCCCAACAAAAUCACACUAAACUGCAAAAAAAAAAAGAGUAAAUUUGAAUGAAUUUUCUAAAGUCCUUAGCUAGUUGCAAAUGUUUUUUGUUCCAGUGUGAUUUCCAGCAUUCCAGAAAGAAUAGCCUUUACCUGAAUAUAUUCUGUAUAUGCCUAACUUCCUGUCCAGAAUUCAUCACUUUUUGUAUGGCUACAUGAAGGGAUACCAGUUAAAUAGCCAAUAUUUAAUGGGUUAUUUUUAUUUUAUUUUUAUUGUUGUUGGUGUUCUAACUGGAUUCCUUCUAAAGAUAGGAACACUGGAGGAAGAACCCACUUUCCUGUGUCACCCAGAUCCCAACUGAUUUUUAUUCAAAAUUUUUAUAUUUCUGUAAAGCUGCUUUGCAACAGUGUCCAUUGUUAUAAGCACUAUGAAAUCAAAUUGAACAGAA